Molecule: messenger RNA, 411 nt
Organism: Plectropomus leopardus (leopard coralgrouper)
Lineage: Eukaryota; Metazoa; Chordata; Actinopteri; Perciformes; Serranidae
Source: RefSeq, a predicted model, not a curated record
GUUGCCAGACUUGCGUAUGGUGAUUGUGACGGACAGCAGACAGCCAGGGAUGCUCCACGUAGAGGAUGUGAUGCAAGCAGGAGAGAGUCGACACCACAAAGAGCUGAUGGAUCUGCACAGCAAACUGUCCUUCGAUGAGCCCAUCAACAUCCAGUUCACAUCAGGGACUACAGGAAGUCCAAAGGCAGCCUGUCUUUCCCACCACAAUAUCGUAAACAAUGCUUACUUUAUGGGUCUCCGAAUUGGUUAUGAACGGAGGCCUCAGGUGCGAGUUUGUGUGCCCGUACCCAUGUACCACUGCUUUGGCUCUGUGCUGGGUGGGAUGUGUAUGGCAGUCCAUGGCAUCACGCUGGUCUUCCCUUCCACUGGCUACAACAGCCAAGCCAACCUAGAGGCCAUUCAGAGUGAAAG